GAGCGGCCAUUCAGGUGCACCCAGGACAACUGCGGGAAAACCUUCACCCGCAACGAGGAGCUAACCCGACACAGACGAAUCCAUUCCGGCCUGCGCCCAUACGCCUGCCCAUGCUGUGGGAAGCGAUUCGGGCGCAAGGACCACCUCAAGAAGCAUUCCCGCACCCAUCAACAAUCAACCCCUCAUCUGACCCAGUCCCUGACACCCGCGUCUCAAUCCAUGUCCAUGUCCAUGUCGCUGCCAGCGUCAGUGGUGCCACCGGGCGCUGUGCCGCUCGCCCUCGCCACUGCAGCAGGCGACGAAUUCGUCAAGCACCUGAUGGCGUUGGGUGCUGCAGCGGCGGUGCUGCCUUCUGGUGCUGGUGGUGGUGGCGGUGGUGGUGGAGGAGGAGGAGGAGUUGGUGGUGGGUUGCACCAUGGCCCGGUGUUUCCGAUCCCGCCCAUGUUUGCAGCGGGUGCCGCGUCAUUCCCGGCGCUGUUGGCGCAUCAUCACCACCACCAC
Messenger RNA from Notodromas monacha, 501 nucleotides. Lineage: Eukaryota; Metazoa; Arthropoda; Ostracoda; Podocopida; Cyprididae. The record is from the annotation of a GenBank genome assembly.